Messenger RNA from Cotesia glomerata, 5216 nucleotides. RefSeq names its product exportin-1 (gene emb). Gene Ontology annotation, molecular function: nuclear export signal receptor activity; small GTPase binding. The record is from RefSeq and is a predicted model, not a curated record. Gene Ontology annotation, biological process: protein export from nucleus; ribosomal small subunit export from nucleus; ribosomal large subunit export from nucleus. The transcript has 8 exons. The coding region runs from base 371 to 3562 and encodes 1063 amino acids. NCBI's taxonomy places the organism in Eukaryota, Metazoa, Arthropoda, Insecta, Hymenoptera, Braconidae. Gene Ontology annotation, cellular component: nucleus; cytoplasm.
GUGAUGUGUGUGAUUGAACUCAACGCAAGUACUUACGUUAGUGUUGAUCGAGUGUAUGUGAGCAGAAACAGAUUCGAGAAAUGAAGAGCGAAGUUGGUCGCGCGCGGGAAUAUCGUCGGUUGUAUGUUUGACCCUUUUUUGUGCUUGUGAUUUAUCCAGGAGAUUAUAUUGUGACUGCUGCUGGUGGUGCGAGGAAACGUGUGUGUUGUUUUUUUUUUUUACCGCCAACAAUAUAAUUACUAUACAUUGUAUGAACAAGUUAUUUUUUUUAUAUCAAUAUAAUAUUAAUUAACAUUAUACAUACAUAGUAUAGAUAUAUAAAAUAACAUUAUUAAAUUUACGAUUGUGUGUAAAAGAAAACGAGUGAAAAAUGGCAACGUUAGCUGAACAGGCAUCAAAAUUGCUGGACUUUGGCCAGAAGCUGGACAUAACGCUUCUCGACAGUAUUGUCGCGUGUAUGUAUGGUGGAAUUGGUGAACAACAGAAGGUCGCACAGGAAGUCCUUAACACCCUUAAAGAACAUCCUGACGCUUGGACGCGGGUUGAUACUAUUUUAGAGUAUUCUCAGAACCAGGAAACAAAAUUUUAUGCAUUACAAAUUUUGGAGCAAGUCAUAAAAACAAGAUGGAAAGUACUACCGAGAAAUCAGUGCGAGGGUAUAAAGAAGUAUAUUGUAGGAUUGAUUAUUAAGACCAGUAGUGAUCCGGAAAUAAUGGAUAAAUCCAAAGUUUACCUUCGUAAACUUAAUAUAAUUCUUGUACAAAUAUUAAAACGUGAGUGGCCAAAGAAUUGGGAAUCCUUCAUCGGUGACAUCGUAGGUGCGAGUAAAACAAACGAAAGUUUAUGUCAAAAUAACAUGGUAAUUCUUCAACUGCUAUCAGAAGAAGUAUUUGACUUUUCAAGCGGACAAAUGACGCAAACAAAAGCAAAGCACCUUAAAGAUACAAUGUGCAGUGAAUUUUCGCAAGUAUUUCACCUCUGUCAAUUUGUAAUGGACAAUUCGCCAAACGUACCAUUGGUCGCGGCAACCCUCGAGACACUGCUUAGGUUUUUGAAUUGGAUACCCCUCGGCUAUAUAUUCGAAACAAAGCUAAUUACAACGCUGAUAUUCAAGUUUCUAAAUGUCCCGAUAUUCCGUAACGUCACGCUUAAAUGUUUGAUUGAGAUAGCCGCGGUAACGGUAGCUAAUUACGACAACAUGUUUAUAUUACUGUUCACAAACACAAUGCAACAGUUAGAGGAAAUGCUAUACCCAACGACAAACAUCCGCGACGCUUACGCUUAUGGUCAGGAUGAUGAGCAAAAUUUUAUCCAAAAUUUGGCGAUAUUUCUCUGCACAUUUUUGAAAGAGCACGGUGCUUUGGUUGAGAAAAAAGAGCUUAAUGAAACGUUAUUGAAAGCGCUUCACUAUCUUGUGUUAAUAUCAGAAGUUGAAGAGGUCGAAAUAUUCAAAAUUUGUUUAGAGUACUGGAACAACCUCGCUGCGGAUCUUUACCGUGAAAAUCCGUUUAUGUCAUCACCACCAAUGAUUAGUCCUAAGAAUAAUAUAACAGUACCACCUCGACGUGCAUUUUAUUGUCCAGUAUUGACUAAGGUGCGUUAUAUUAUGAUAAGCCGUAUGGCCAAACCUGAAGAGGUGUUGGUUAUUGAGAAUGAAAAUGGAGAGGUUGUUCGUGAAUUUAUGAAAGACACCGAUUCUAUUAAUUUAUACAAAAAUAUGCGUGAGACACUUGUUUACCUUACGCAUUUAGACUACGCAGACACGGAAAAAGUAAUGACUGAAAAAUUGCAAAAUCAAGUAAACGGAAGCGAGUGGUCAUGGAAAAAUUUAAAUACGCUUUGUUGGGCCAUCGGUAGUAUUUCCGGAGCGAUGCACGAGGAAGAUGAAAAACGCUUCCUGGUUACUGUAAUUAAGGAAUUACUCGGUCUCUGUGAGCAGAAAAAGGGCAAAGACAACAAAGCCAUUAUUGCGAGUAAUAUUAUGUACGUAGUAGGUCAGUAUCCCCGAUUUUUGCGUGCUCAUUGGAAGUUUUUGAAGACCGUUGUUAAUAAAUUGUUUGAAUUUAUGCACGAGACACACGACGGAGUCCAGGAUAUGGCUUGUGAUACCUUUAUUAAGAUUGCACUAAAAUGUCGCAGACACUUUGUGACAACCCAAGUCGGCGAAACUAUGCCAUUUAUUGAAGAGAUACUUUCAACAAUAAGCGGCAUUAUUUGUGAUUUACAAACACAACAGGUUCAUACAUUCUAUGAGGCUGUUGGUUAUAUGAUUAGUGCUCAGGUUGAUGAUAUUGGACAGAAGGAACGGAUUGAACGUUACAUGCUGCUGCCAAAUCGAGUGUGGGAUGAUAUUAUUAGUCAGGCAUCUAAGAAUGUCGAUGUCUUAAAGGAUCCAGAAGCUGUUAAGCAGCUCGGUAGUAUUCUCAAGACGAAUGUUAGAGCGUGUAAAGCUUUAGGACACCCCUAUGUUAUACAGUUAGGAAGAAUAUACUUAGACAUGUUAAAUGUAUACAAGGUAAUGAGUGAAAAUAUAAGUGCUGCGAUAGCUUUAAAUGGUGAAGGUGUAACAAAUCAACCCCUGAUAAAAAGUAUGAGAGUUGUUAAAAGAGAAACAUUAAAAUUGAUCUCCGAUUGGAUUAGCAGAUCGAAUGAUCACCAAAUGGUUCUCGAAAAUUUCAUUCCACCUUUGCUGGACGCUGUGCUGUUGGACUACCAGAAGACAAAUGUACCGUGUGCGAGAGAGUCUGAAGUACUGAGUGCUAUGGCGACGAUUGUUAACAAAUUAGAGGGACACAUUACCAGCGAAGUGCCGAAAAUAUUCGACGCUGUGUUUGAGUGCACACUUGAAAUGAUAAACAAAGACUUUGAAGAGUUUCCCGAACACAGAACAAACUUUUUCCUUCUACUUCAGGCUGUUAAUAUCCAUUGUUUCCCAGCUUUCUUAUCCAUACCCCCGGCACAAUUUAAACUUGUACUUGAUUCAAUAAUAUGGGCAUUCAAGCACACGAUGAGAAAUGUCGCUGAUACGGGUUUGGCUAUUCUUUAUCAACUGUUGCAGAAUAUUGAACAACAUGAGCAAGCUGCUCAGAGUUUCUAUCAAACAUACUUUACUGAAAUUCUACAACAUAUAUUCAGUGUUGUUACUGAUACUUCACAUUCAGCUGGUUUAACAAUGCAUGCAACUAUUUUGGCGUAUAUGUUUACAUUAGUUGAAUUGGGAAGAAUUCUUGUACCACUUGGCGCAAUACCUGAUAACAGAGUAUAUGUACAAGAAUUUGUAGCCAGCUUAUUAAAAGCAGCUUUCCCACAUUUAACAGAUAAUCAGAUUAAAAUAACUGUCCAAGGAUUAUUUAAUUUGGAUCAAGACAUACCGGCAUUCAAGGAACAUCUUAGAGACUUCCUUGUACAAAUUAGAGAAUAUACCGGUGAAGAUGAUUCUGAUCUGUAUUUGGAAGAACGUGAGUCGGCCUUACGAACCGCUCAGGAAGAAAAAAGGCGGCAACAAAUGGCUGUACCGGGUAUUAUUAAUCCUCAUGAAAUGCCAGAGGAGAUGCAGGACUGAAUUUUUACAUCCCCAUACCUCAUUUAAUUCCUCCUGCACAUCUAAAACGAAAGACUCUUUGUCAUAGAUAAAAAAAACCAACAACAUCAGUACAUUAUUACGAUCAGUUCCUUUUCUUUUUUCACUUACCGUCAUCAAUGUAACAUUUAAUAUCAUUUAUAACUAAACUAAAUAUAAAAGGUUUUACAAAACUAUGGUUGCAAAACGAAUACUCGUGGUAAAUUGAACAUACGAGUGUGUAAUGACAUCCUUGUUGAAGGAGGUAAGCCCGAAACAACGUGAUUGUUAUUAAAAAUAUAUAUUUAAUAAUGAAAAAAUUUUUUGUUUGUUGAUGAGUGCCUGAUUUUUUUAAAAUAAUUCCACGUAAUUUACAUCCGUUUUCAUAAUUAAAUAAUAGUGUUCGAGUAGUUUAAAUUUAAUUGAUAAUAAAACAAAUUAAAUUAAAUAUCAGAAAUGAUAUAAAAGCACCAGGUUGCAUUAAGGUCUACUGCCGCUUGACAUUCUGGUAAAUUAAAAUAAUUAAAAUACGUGACAAUUUUGUGUUCGUAAACGAGUUUAAUAAACAAAAUGCUAAUGAAUAUUUAAAAAUAAGUUGUGGUGUCUGGAUUUAAAAAUAUGCGUAUUUUUUAAUAAAAUCAGAUUAUUAAUUAAUUAAUUAAUAACGUCUGUGAUGCGUUUAUAUUCCCUUAAUUCAUUUCUAAACUUAUAGUUUAUAAGAAGAAUAAUUUUGUUGAUUUGCAGUUUUUUGUAACAGUACAUUUCUUCAGCAUUUUUUCAAUACUUCAUGCCUGGAUAUUUUAAAUAAAAAUAAUUUAAAACAGAAUGAAUAUUAAAUACGGUAGCUUUUGCAAAUUAUCUAUAAUUUUUUAUGCAUAAAAUAUUAAAAUUACGGAUUUAAUUUAUUAUUUAUUUUAUUAUGUUUUUUUUUUUUUUUUUUUUUUUUUUUUUUCGUUCCAUUUGCAUUUAGCUGUUCCCAAUUCCUGUUUGUAUGUAUUUAUUAGUUUGUCAGUAUGUCAAUAAUGCCGAAAUUAUAUAUCGUUUAAAUUGAAUUACUAUAAAUUUUUCAACUUAAUUAUUGAAUAUUUAUUAAAUGUAAGAAUUAAAAAAUGCAAAUUAAAGUAUGACCUGUGUGUGAGUAAGUGAUUGUAUGUGUGUAUUAGAAAUAAACUAACUAUUCACAGAGAUUCGAGCUUGCCUCCAUGUAUUUUAGUCUUCUAAAAAUUCUAUUGACACGGUUUUUAAAUCGAAAUAAGGUGUGUACAAGAAAUUAUUACUAUUACUAUUAUUAUAAUUAUUAUUAUUGAUAAAUGAUAACUUUUUGUUGCUUGUCAGAAGCAUUUAUUUGUGUAGACGUUUCAUAUAAUAUUUUUUAUUUGUUUCUUCAACAAAAGUUUAUUGAAAAAAAAAUUUUACACGAGCCAAUUAAUUAAAUUUGAUCUUAAAAAUGUACGGGCCAAUUAUCCUUUAUUAUUUGUACGGUGAUUAAUUGAUAUUAAACGAAGCAGAUAAAACAAUUCAUUUAAAUGUAGUUAAUAUUAUUUUUUGUUUAUUGUAUAAUAAUUUUACAGUAGUUGGUAAUUUUGGGAUUUAAUGGGGCCAUCGCUGUUGCUUGUGUACGUCUCCAAAUUAAUUAAUUAAUCGAUUAAUUACCUAA